AUGUGGGGGGGCGCCAAAGCCGAAGCCCUGGGAGCAGCCGAGGUUGAAGAACUUUCCGACCGGGUUGCUUUGAUCCUGCUGCUCAUUCAGGAGACCAGCUACGGGUUUCAUCGGGAGCGAUAUGUUCAUGGCAAGGACUCCAAAUGGUUUGUGUACAUGCGCUCCCUCCCUCAGUUCGACGGGGAUGUGUCGGGACCGAGCUUCUUGUGGACGGAGGACGAGCUCGAAUGGCUCCAGGGCAGUGAUGGCUACGGGGCAGCCGCAGCCAUGUACAACACCAUUGUGGACGAGUAUGUGGCGCUGAAUGAGUCGCUCUUCCAGGAACACUCGGAGAAGUUUCCUUCCAAUGUGUUCACCUUCGACCGCUUUCUCUGGGGUGCUGCGACCGUGGCUUCACGAGCCUACGGUGAUGAUGCCGAAGGAACACACCUUUGCAUCGCACCAUUGGUGGAUUUCCUGAACCACCGCGCGGGCGCCCUGCAGCUGACGCGGUUUGGCAACGGCAUCGUUGCUUACGCCCACAAGCACUACGACGUGGGUGAGCAAGUCUGGGUAAGCUACGGCGGGAAGAGCAAUGCCGAGUUGCUGUCGCAGUAUGGCUUCGUUGAUCCAGACAAUGGGCAAGAGGCGGUUUACAUCCGCUUGGGCGUGCAUUUGCAGGCCACAGGUGAAAACGCAGCUCAGAAGAUGGCCUUGAUCCAGGACUUGCUGGAGGGAGCCGAGCCUGAGGGUGCCAUCUUCAAGCUCGCCUUGCGGCCGCGGGAGUGGGAGCCGAGGCUGCUUCCCAUCCUACGCACCCUGGCUUGGAGCGACGAGGAGCCACUGCCGAAAGAUGCCAAAGAGCUGGUCCCGAGGCAGUCUCCUGAAGUGGAGUCCCAGGCGUACGCAGUCUUAGAGGCUGCCCUCAUGCGGCGAGCGUCGGAGUAUCCCGCCACACUCGCCGCCGACCGAGAGCAGUUGAAAGCCGGAGGCCUCAGUGAGCGGAAUGCUCUGGGGCUGAAGCUUCGUAUUUCGGAGCAGGAACUUAUCGAGCUGAUUCAGACGUAUGCUGUCGGCGAACGAUCCCGGGAGUCCGAGUCUGCUUGA
Symbiodinium sp. CCMP2592 is the source of this 1086-nucleotide messenger RNA. NCBI's taxonomy places the organism in Eukaryota, Dinophyceae, Suessiales, Symbiodiniaceae. The record is from the annotation of a GenBank genome assembly.